This is a messenger RNA of Theileria parva strain Muguga, 1656 nucleotides long. Its product is annotated as putative integral membrane protein. NCBI's taxonomy places the organism in Eukaryota, Apicomplexa, Aconoidasida, Piroplasmida, Theileriidae. The record is from RefSeq and is a predicted model, not a curated record. The coding region runs from base 220 to 1638 and encodes 472 amino acids. The transcript is spliced from 2 exons.
UAUCAUUGGUGGGGAUACGUAAAAGAUAUAUUCAAAAAUUUGUUUAUACAUCGGUAUAAAUAUCUUACACAUCUGGGUUAUUAUUGUGGACCAAAUUCUUUCUGAUGAUAAUGUAAUACUUUUGUAAUUAUCGUCUGUAAGAAUUUUUCAUCCUGACUUUUUUAAACUUGAUUCCUACUGUUUACUGCACCUAUUUAUGAUGUAAUUUAGACCUAUAAUAUGCGGUUACCUUUGUUAUUUCUUCUAUUAUUAUCGGCAAGAUCAAUUUCAUCUAAAUUGGCAAAUUCUAAAAAUGUGUCACUCACCACGGAACUUUUAACACACACUGGUGAUAAUACCAACCAUAAAUUUAAUAUAAACAGACAACACAACUGUGAUUCCACUGAUAUACACACAAAUUUAAACUAUUCACCAUCCAAUCGUGAGAAUCUUACUAACACUCCACUAAAUAAUGAUGGGAGUCUUACCUUAAUAAAUAAUGACACACAAACCACUGAUGAUAGUGGCAUAGAUAAUGAUAAACCAGGAAAUAAUGAACGAAUACAAAGCAUUGAGGGCUUAGGAGGAAAGGGAGAUUCACAGAGUUUAUUGAAGAAUGGUCCUUAUAAGAAGGCUUAUGAUGAAAUUACGCGUAAGGCCGCACUUAUGGUAUGCCCAUUUAAGCCCUCACCUUCAAUGUUAAGAGCACUAAAACACUCCUUCAGAGCAUUAAGGUUAUCUCUGGUUCCUUCAGUCAUGGGUAAAUCAGAUCUCUGCGUAUUGUUUAUGACCACAUUUUUUAGCACUGUAAUUGGGGGUAGUGUUUUUUACCUUGCCGUAUCAGAUGAUGCGUUUAAGAAACUAAGGGAUAAAUGGGCAUUCCAGGGUGAAAUUGGAAAGGGAAGCGUUGAACGAUACACUAAAUUCGGACUAAUUCUUUCAGGAGUUGAUCUUUUGUUUCGCAAUUUGCUACUGAGAGGAGCAUUUUUAAGCACACUUUACAAGUCAAAUUUUCUAACAAACACAAACUGGAUGACGAAUAAUCUUGCAAAGGUGGAUAGAGGUUUAAUGUAUAAACUUUUGAGUGGAUUCUCGAAGGGGUUUACAGUUACAAGAUUAGGUGUCAUGACUCUUUUACAAUAUGAACUCAUGAAAAGUAACUGGAACACCGGGUCAUUCAUGGUUGACCACGAAACCUCGAAAUUUUUAUCUAAAUUUGUGUUCUCCAUGUUUUUAUUUUCGUUGACUGAACAUCUGGCUUAUUUAUUCUUUUACGGCAAUUUUUCCAGGUUCCUUGACUUACAAUACCUUCUGGAACCCCUGGAAUACAGAGAAACCUAUAGAAAGUUACUAGUCUAUAACGAACACAAAGAUUUCUAUUUCAGUCUUCCAGACUGGCUAAAACGUCUUUAUAACAACAAUUCGAGGGUAUUAUUUAAUGUUUACGGCCUACUUAAGAGUUUGAAAUGGGUUUUACCAUACGAUGUCGAAUGGAUAUUCUUCUGUCUUUAUUUGUCAAUGGCUCUAUACGCUAACAGCGCCGCUGGAAUUUAUCUCUCUCUCUUUCAUUACGUAUUUUAUGGCUUUGAAGACUCUAUAAUUCGUCUUGAGAAGUCUUUCCUAGAGGGAGGGUUCAAAUUUGUCAAAUUAUUUGAAUAAUAUACUACACAUGUAUAA